Messenger RNA from Drosophila subobscura, 579 nucleotides. RefSeq lists its product as uncharacterized. Lineage: Eukaryota; Metazoa; Arthropoda; Insecta; Diptera; Drosophilidae. The transcript has 3 exons. The record is from RefSeq and is a predicted model, not a curated record. The coding region runs from base 1 to 579 and encodes 192 amino acids.
AUGUGUUUAGAUAGAAAAAUAUUUUUCAAUUCUCAUUUUGCAGCCGUCAUUAGCGGGGAAAUGUUGAAACUAUGCACAAUUAUAACGCUGCUUUCCUUCCACCAUUUGGUCACUACGCAGGCAACGGGCAAGUGUAGAUUCAAUGAGAAACACUUCAACAACUUCACCCUGGAAAUCGUCAACAAUACCCUGUAUUUGGACAUGGUGACGCCCAGGACGAUUUCUCGGGGCCUCAAGGUCCUCAUGGACGUGCAAAUCAGCCUGGAUAAGAGAAAGAGUUACCAACGGCUCUUCGCUUACGUCCUGGACAUCUGCGCUGUGGUCUCGUCGGUGAAGUCUAGUAUGUUCAAGAGCUGGUUCCAAAGCAUCCUCGAGCACGGCAACUUCAUGACUAAUUGCCCAGUGCCUCCAGGACAUUACUUCCUGCGCAACUGGAAGCUAGACUCCCAACUGGUCCCGCACUACCUGAUGGCCGGCGAUUAUCGCGUGUUCUGCCACUUUUUCUACGGGAAGCACAAAACCAGACAUGAGGACUUUGUCCUCGACAUAGACAUCUAUGCGGUUAUGAAGGCAGCAUAG